Messenger RNA from Puma concolor (puma), 930 nucleotides. RefSeq names its product calcium homeostasis modulator family member 5 (gene CALHM5). Lineage: Eukaryota; Metazoa; Chordata; Mammalia; Carnivora; Felidae. Gene Ontology annotation, molecular function: monoatomic cation channel activity. The record is from RefSeq and is a predicted model, not a curated record. Gene Ontology annotation, cellular component: plasma membrane.
AUGGAUGCUUUUCAGGGGAUUUUAAAAUUCUUCCUCAACCAGAAAACUGUUAUUGGCUACAGCUUCAUGGCUCUGCUGACCGUGGGGAGCGAGCGUCUCUUUUCACUGGUGGCUUUUAAGUGUCCCUGCAGCACUGAGAAUGUGGUCUAUGGGCUGGUUUUCCUGUUUGCUCCUGCUUGGGUGUUACUGAUCCUGGGAUUCUUUCUGAACAGCAAGGCGAUGAGGCUCUUCACAGGCUGCUGUGUGAAUCCCAGGAAAAUCUUCCCCAAAGGUCACAGCUGCCACUUUUUCUAUGUCCUCGGUCAGAUCACUCUGAGUUCAUUGGUGGCUCCAAUGAUGUGGCUUUCUGUGGCUCUGCUAAAUGGGACUUUUUAUGAAUGUGCCAUGAGCGGGACCAAAAGUUCAAGACUCUUGGGACUGAUUUGCAAGGGCAAGCCCCAGGAAUGCUGGGAUGAACUUUACAAAGUGUCUUGUGGCAAAACCAGCAUGGCCCCCACGGACAACGAAGAACUGAAACUGUCCCUGCAAGCCCAGUCUCAGAUUCUAGGAUGGUGCCUGAUUUGUUCAGCGUCUUUCUUCUCUCUGCUCACCACUUGCUAUGCUCGCUGCCGAUCUAAAGUCAGCCACCUGCAGCUGAGUUUUUGGAAGACGUAUGCACAAAAAGAGAAGGAGCAGUUGGAGAAUACAUUCCUGGAGUAUGCCAACAAGCUGAGUGAGCGAAACCUGAAGUGCUUUUUUGAAAACAAGAGGCCGGAUGCCUUCCCCAUGCCCACCUUUGCAGCCUGGGAGGCUGCCUCAGAGCUGCAUUCUUUCCACCAAAGUCGGCAACACUACAGCACUCUGCAUAAGGUGGUGGAGGAUGGUCUGGAACAUAGCCCUGAGGACGAUGAGACCACACUGGUACUUGUGGGUACUGCCCACAGCGUGUAG